Messenger RNA from Rotaria sp. Silwood1, 375 nucleotides. The record is from the annotation of a GenBank genome assembly. Lineage: Eukaryota; Metazoa; Rotifera; Eurotatoria; Philodinida; Philodinidae.
AUGUCACACGGAACUCUUCAAGUCACGGUUGUUGAAGCUCGUAAUCUUAAAGACCAAGAUACUCUUGGUCAAAAUGACGCAUAUAUUGAAUUGUAUCUUGACAAAGAUUAUAAACAACGAACAACAACUAUUAAAGAUACUAAUUCACCAACAUGGAAUGAAACAUUUACUUUUAAUUUACAAAAAGGUGAAGAUACUUUGCAUAUAAAGGUCUAUGAUGAUGAUGUAGUUGGUAAAGAUUCAAUUGGUUCAGCAAAAGUUAGUCUAAAAAAAGUUCAACAAGCUGGUGGACAAUUGAAUGAUUGGAUUAAAUUACCUGCUCACCUUGGUCUUGGUUCACAUGGUGAAGUUCAUCUUAUUUUACGACUUAGUUAA